Messenger RNA from Juglans microcarpa x Juglans regia, 2681 nucleotides. RefSeq names its product putative bifunctional dihydrofolate reductase-thymidylate synthase. Gene Ontology annotation, biological process: dTMP biosynthetic process; tetrahydrofolate biosynthetic process; one-carbon metabolic process. The record is from RefSeq and is a predicted model, not a curated record. Lineage: Eukaryota; Viridiplantae; Streptophyta; Magnoliopsida; Fagales; Juglandaceae. Gene Ontology annotation, molecular function: thymidylate synthase activity; dihydrofolate reductase activity. The transcript has 11 exons. The coding region runs from base 16 to 1668 and encodes 550 amino acids. Gene Ontology annotation, cellular component: mitochondrion; cytosol.
AAGCAAACUGCAACGAUGAUUUAUUCGGAAUGUUUUGUUGUUGGAAUGGGCUUUUCUCCUUUUUCCAGGCAAAGACGAGUAAAUCCUGUUAACUUUGGGCACAUGUCCAGAUGCUGGUGCAAUAUUAUGAUUUAUGCUCUGAGGACCAUAUCCUUUUCCAAGGUACAUUGCUUUCUUAAUCUCGCUUCUGUUGCACCCUCACGCUUAUUUGGAGUAUUGAAUGUGCCUCAGAAGUACAGAUCUUACCCAAGAUUUUCUGUCAUGGCUGGUGGCACUCCAAUGAGUAGCUCUAACUGUGAUGUGGAUGCUGAUCCCGGAAGGACUUACCAAGUUGUGCUGGCUGCUACUCGUGAAAUGGGUAUUGGGAAGGAUGGAAAAUUGCCAUGGAGGUUGCCUUCUGACCUCAAUUUUUUCAAGGAGCUCACGACAGCCACAUCAGAUCCUGGGAAGAAGAAUGCAGUGGUAAUGGGUAGGAAAACAUGGGAAAGUAUCCCCCUCGAGUACCGUCCUUUACCUGGUCGCCUGAAUGUUGUACUGACUCGUUCUGGAAGUACUGAUAUUGCAACUGCUGAAAAUGUUGUAAUAUGUGGAAGCAUUCCUUCAGCUUUAAAACUAUUGGCCGAAUCUACUUAUUCUUUGUCUGUAGAGAGAGUGUUUAUUAUUGGAGGCGGCCAGAUACUAAGGGAAGCACUCAAUUCUUCACAAUGUGCUGCCAUCCACAUUACUGAAAUUGAGACAAGCAUUGAAUGCGACACUUUCACUCCCAAUAUUGAUUUCUCCGUAUUUCAGCCAUGGUACUCAUCCUCCCCAUUGGUGGAAAAUCAUAUACGAUAUUCUUUUGUGAGUUAUGUUCGUGUAAGAAGUUCUGCAAUUGAAGCUCGUGCUUCGAGGAGUGAGGAUUCCAGUAAGUUUGACGUAGAAAGGUUUACCUUCCUGCCAAAGAUGAUAUUUGAGAAACAUGAUGAGUACGUGUAUCUGAAAUUGGUUCAAGAAAUUAUCUCUAGCGGCACCCAGAAAGACGACAGGACAGGGACUGGUACUUUAUCUAAAUUUGGUUGCCAGAUGCGGUUCAAUCUUCGCAGAUCUUUUCCGCUUCUUACAACUAAGAGAGUAUUUUGGCGAGGAGUUGUCGAAGAACUGUUGUGGUUUAUCAGUGGCUCAACAAAUGCGAAGGUUCUACAAGAGAAAGACGUACAUAUAUGGGAUGGAAAUGGAUCCAGAGACUUCCUUCACAGGCAUAUUGGUUUGUCAGAUAGGGAAGAAGGUGACUUGGGACCCAUUUAUGGAUUCCAAUGGAGACACUUCGGUGCUAGAUAUACCAACAUGCAUGCUGACUAUACAAGCCAAGGGUUUGAUCAGUUGUCAGAUAUUAUUGACAAGAUCAAGAAUAGACCUGAUGACAGGCGAAUUAUACUCUCAGCCUGGAAUCCACAAGAUCUUAAGUUGAUGGCACUUCCCCCUUGUCAUAUGUUCGUGCAGUUCUACGUAGCCAAUGGGGAGCUUUCAUGUCAAAUGUAUCAGCGGUCUGCUGAUAUGGGUCUCGGUGUUCCAUCAAACAUCGCGUCUUAUGCUUUAUUGACAUGUAUGAUCGCUCAUGUUUGUGGUAUGCAGUUAUAUCACAAUGAGAAUUAUGGAAGUUUAUUGGAAAGUUGGCCUAUUUCCUGGUGAUUUUAUUCAUAUAAUUGGGGAUGCCCAUGUUUAUAAAACUCAUAUCAGGCCUCUAAAGGAGCAGCUUCAGAAACUUCCCAAACCUUUUCCUGUGAGUAGAACAAAGUAUAUAAAUGCUGGUUGCAUUUGAUGAGUGUUUAUGAUGUCGAAUUACCUAUUAUUCUUUCCACAUAAAUGUUUUGAAUUCUGCUCGGUUUGUAAUGUAGACAACCUUUAAUUAACAGCAUUUAUGCAGAACUUGACUUGCCCUUGAUAUGAUGCUGUCUAUUUCUGGUUAUAAGUUAUUUUAAAAGGCCAUUGAAAAUGAAUCCUUAUAUUAUGUCUGAAGACUGUUGUCCUUUUUAGUUAUAAAACAGCCUAUCCUACGUUCAUCUCUGGAAUUCUUCAAGGCUGAUUUGUCAGUGUUUUGUAGAGGAAAAUUGAGCUAACUGCACUCUCCAAAGCCUAGUGCCACAAACUUUGAAGAUUUUUAUCUUUUCUCCUUUUUAGAAAAGUGAACAAGAAUUGAAUGGCGUUCAAUGUUACCUGAGAAAAACAAGUGGCACAUUGAAACUAUGCCACUACAAAAGUUUGCUUUAUUAUACCUUUUUACUAAUUUUUGUUAUUGCUAUUUCUUUGAUAAAUGCAUUCUCUUACACACACUAAUGCAGAUUUUGAAGAUCAAUCCAGCGAAGAAAGACAUAGAUUCAUUUGUGGCAGCUGACUUUGAACUUGUAGGCUAUGAUCCUCACCAGGAGAUAGAAAUGAAAAUGGCAGUGUAGAGGUUUAAAAGGGAAGUACAGUUCUUUCGGCUAGUUUUCUCCCUUCAAAGCCCAUGCUAGUUUUGAGGUACCUAUUUCUUAUUCUGGAGAGGCAUCUUUUGCCCUAUUAUCCUGUGAGUGUUGCGCAUGCGUGAUUGCUUGUUGGUUGGAAAGGCACUCAGAAAAAUUAAUUUGCAAUUUCAAGGCAUAUUCAAAGUUGUCGAUUAAACCCUUGGAAAAGAGAGGCCGAAUUAAAAUAUAAAUUUGAAAAUA